Messenger RNA from Oryzias melastigma (Indian medaka), 8019 nucleotides. It is a transcript of the gene ptprk, whose product is annotated as protein tyrosine phosphatase receptor type K. Gene Ontology annotation, molecular function: protein tyrosine phosphatase activity; protein binding. The transcript is spliced from 42 exons. Lineage: Eukaryota; Metazoa; Chordata; Actinopteri; Beloniformes; Adrianichthyidae. Gene Ontology annotation, biological process: protein dephosphorylation. The record is from RefSeq and is a predicted model, not a curated record. Bases 287 to 4807 code for a protein of 1506 amino acids. Gene Ontology annotation, cellular component: membrane.
UUUCAAUUUCAGUCUGGGCUGUGACGUCACAACUUUCUCUCUCGCUCGCCCGCUCUCUCGCUCGUGCUCCCUGCCUCGCGCUCGCUCCGUGUGAAACAAAGUGUAGUGUCCGCGAGCGCCUGUAGGAAGCGAAAACCGGGGAAAGGUGAGAAUGGGGCGAAUGAACACUCACCGAGAGGAGGAAUAACAACCCAAAAAGAAAUACUAAAUCACGGUUCGGAGGAGCGGAAGCGGCGGGAAACUACAUCAAAGAAAACUUCACGGGCUGAACGGAACUCGCGGGACCAUGGAUUCACUUUUGUCGGUUUUCCUGGGACUUCUGUUUCUGUUCUCGUCGGCUGGACGUGUCUCCGGGCAGCUGCCGACAGCUCACUUGGGUCGAGCCGAAAAGGGAAGCUGCACUUUUGACGAAGGUUUCUCUCAGUGCGAUUACCAACAAGAUCCUCACGAUGACUUUGACUGGACGCACAUCAACACACAGGAAGUUCCAUACAUCUCACCAGACCUGCCGAAAGGCUCCUACAUGUACGUGGAUGUCUCUCAGCAUGAUGUCGGGCAGAAGGCCAAGUUCCAGCUGCCAGUCAUGAAGGAGAAUGACACUCACUGCAUCGACUUUAACUAUCUCCUCACCAGCGCCGACGGCUCCAGCCCCGGCACCCUCAACGUCCUGGUGAAGGUUAACAAGGGGCCGUUAGCGAAUCCCAUUUGGAAUGUGACCACGUAUACUGGUAAAGACUGGCUGAAAGCCGAACUCGCCGUGUCCACUUUCUGGCCUAACGAAUACCAGGUCAUAUUUGAAGCCGAAGUCUCGGACGGCAAAACAGGCUUCAUCGCCAUUGAUGACAUUCAGGUCCUGAGCUACCCCUGUGAUAAAUCCCCCCAUUUCCUGCGCCUUGGAGACGUGGAGGUGAAUGCGGGACAAAACGCCACAUUUCAGUGUAUCGCCACCGGGAGAGACACUUCGAGCAACAAACUCUGGCUUCAGAGGAGAAACGGAGAAGACAUCCCUGUGGCUCUGACUAAAGCCAUCAACCACAGACGGUUCGCUGCCAGCUUCCACCUGAAAGAGGUCAACGGUCAGGACCAGGAUCUGUAUCGUUGUGUUACCCAGUCAGAGCGCGGAUCUGGGGUGUCAAACUUUGCAGGUCUUAUCGUCAAAGAGCCUCCACACCCCAUCGCUCCACCCCAGCUGCUGGGCGUCGGCCCGACAUACCUGCUCAUCCAGCUCAACGCCAACUCAAUAUUUGGAGAUGGACCAAUUAUACUUAAAGAGGUUGAGUACCGGAUGACAUCAGGCAGCUGGACGGAGACCCACGCUGUGAAUUCUCCCAACUAUAAGCUGUGGCACCUGGACCCAGACACAGAGUACGAGAUUAGGGUGUUGCUGACAAGACCAGGAGAGGGGGGGACCGGAAAGCCUGGACCACCGCUCAUCACUCGUACCAAAUGUGCAGAACCCAUGCGGACGCCGAAGAGGCUUAAGAUCGCUGAGACCCGGUCUCGUCUGAUCGCUGUGGACUGGGAGUCCUUGGGUUACAACAUCACUCGCUGUCACACCUUUAACGUCACCAUCUGUUACCACUACAUGACUGCCAACAACCGCAGCAAAGCCGACUGCUUGGACAUGGACCCUAAAGCACCACGUCACCUAGUGGGAAACCUACCACCCUACACUAAUGUUAGUCUGAAAAUGAUCCUGACCAACCCUGAAGGACGCAAAGAGAGCGAUGAGACCAUCAUACAAACGGAUGAAGACGUCCCAGGUCACGUUCCCCCUCAUUCGCUGAAAGCCACUCCAUCAGAAGAGACAAUAAACCUUCACUGGAAGGAGCCAGUGGAGCCCAAUGGUGUCAUUAUUCAAUAUGAGAUCAGCUACAGCGCCAUACGCUCCUUUGACCCGUCGGUGCCCCUGCAGAGGCCUGGGCUGACUGUGUCUCUUCCGUCAAACAUCACCCACCACACCUUUUCCCAACUCCACCCGGGGGUCAUGUACCUGUUCUCCAUUCGAGCCUCGACCUCCAAAGGAUUUGGUCCAGCAUCCACACUUAAUGUGACGACCAAUAUUUCCGCUCCAACCAUAGAUGAAUAUGAUAUGACAGAAGCCUUUCUCAACGAAACGGCGACAACCAUCACUGUCCUGCUUAAACCUGCUCAAGCUAAAGGAGCACCCAUCAGUGCUUACCAGAUUGUAGUGGAAGAAAUAAAUCAUCAGCGAGAGCGUCGCCAGGCCUCCUCUGACUGUUAUAAGGUUCCAGUCUCUUACCACAGCGCAUCCAGCAGCGGAUCACCAUAUUAUUAUGCUGCACAGCUGUCCCCAAGCAACCUGCCCGAACCCAUCCCCUUCACUGUGGGAGACAACCGAACAUAUCAGGGUUUUUGGAAUCCACCGCUGGCUCCGAGGAAAAACUACAACAUCUACCUUCAAGCUGUUAGCAGCACUGAGAGGGAAACUAAAACCCAGUGUCUCAGAUUGGCGGCAAAAUAUGCUACAGAGGAGCCUGAGGUCAUCCCCGACCCGAGCAAACAGACCGACCGGGUGGUGAAAAUCGCUGGAAUCAUUGCCGGUGUUCUUGUUUUUAUUCUGCUGGUGCUGGUGGCCAUCCUGUUGGUGAAGAAGAGGAGGAGCUACUAUUCAUACUCUUAUUACCUGAAACUGGCUAAGAAACGUAAGGAUGUGAUCGGCACCACGCGGCAGGAAAUGACGCACAUGGUGAACGCCAUGGACCGCAGCUAUGCCGACCAGAGCACUUUGCAUGGAGAGGACCCCAUGGCUGUGACGUUCAUGGACUCUCACAACUACACUAACAGAUUGCCCAAUGAUCCUCUGGUUCCCACUGCCGUGUUAGUUCCGAUCACAGAUGAGAACCACAGCGGCUCGGCGGCAGAGAACAGCCGACUUCUGGAUGUUCCUCGCUAUCACUGCGAGGGAACGGAGUCUCCUUAUCAGACCGGACAGCUGCACCCCGCCAUCCGAGUGGCCGACCUGCUGCAGCACAUCAACCUCAUGAAAACGUCCGACAGCUACGGCUUUAAGGAGGAAUAUGAACUGGUGAUGCAGAGCUUCUUCGAGGGCCAGUCAGCAUCCUGGGAUGUGGCGAAAAAAGAGCAGAACCGAACCAAAAACCGCUACGGCAACAUAAUAGCAUAUGAUCAUUCAAGGGUUAUUCUGCAGCCCACAGAAGACGACCCUUCCUCCGACUACAUCAAUGCUAACUACAUCGAUGUAAGUGGAAACGCAUCGAAUGCUACUAUUGGCUCCCAACGAAACCAGCGAAACCACACCCCCUCGCUCAUUUGGCUGUACAGGGAUGGUUACCAGAGACCAAGUCACUACAUUGCUACUCAGGGUCCAGUCCACGAGACCGUCUACGACUUCUGGAGGAUGGUUUGGCAGGAGCAGUCAGCUUGCAUCGUCAUGGUAACCAAUCUGGUGGAAGUUGGGAGGGUGAAGUGCUACAAGUAUUGGCCCGAUGAUGCUGAACUGUACGGAGACUUCAAGGUGACUUUUGUGGAGGUGGAACCUCUGGCUGAAUACGUGGUUCGGACGUUUACUCUGGAGCGGCGUGGCUUCAAUGAGGUUCGGGAGGUCAAACAGUUCCACUUCACAGGCUGGCCUGAUCACGGAGUUCCGUAUCACGCCACCGGACUACUUUCCUUCAUCCGCAGAGUAAAAAUGUCCAAUCCACCGACUGCUGGACCGAUUGUGGUCCACUGCAGUGCCGGGGCAGGUCGCACGGGCUGCUUCAUCGUCAUCGACAUCAUGCUGGACAUGGCUGAGAGAGAAGGCGUGGUGGACAUCUACAACUGCGUGAAAGCUCUUCGCUCCAGGAGGAUCAACAUGGUACAGACUGAGGAGCAGUAUAUUUUCAUCCACGACGCCAUCCUGGAGGCCUGUCUUUGUGGAGAAACGGCCAUCCCAGUGUGCGAGUUCAAAGCCGCCUAUUACGAGCUGAUCCGCAUCGAUUCGCAGACAAACUCCUCCCACCUGAAGGACGAGUUUCAGACAUUAAACUCGGUGACUCCUCAGCCACAGCCAGAGGACUGCAGCAUCGCGAUGCUGCCCAGAAACCAGGAUAAGAACCGCUUUAUGGAUGGCCUUCCUCCUGACAGAUGCUUGCCUUUCCUCAUCACCAUAGAUGGAGAAAGCAGCAACUACAUCAACGCUGCUUUGAUGGAUCUGUCAGAAGAGUUUCAGAGCUACAGGCAGCCAGCGGCGCUCAUCGUUACCCAGCAUCCUUUGCCCAACACCGUCAAAGACUUUUGGCGUCUGGUUUAUGACUAUGGAUGUACCAGUCUAGUGAUGCUGAAUGAGAUUGAUUUGGUUCAGGGUUGCUCUCAGUACUGGUCAGAGGAGGGGAUGUUCCGGUACGGUCCAGUUCAGGUGGAAUGUAUGUCUUCAUUGAAGGACUGUGAUGUCAUCAGUAGACUCUUCAGAGUCUGCAACAUCACCCGGCCUCAGGAGGGCUACCUCAUGGUCCGCCAGUUCCAGUACCUGGGGUGGCCGGGGCAUCGGGACGUUCCCACCUCCAAACGCUCGUUCCUUAAACUGAUCCUUCAAGUUGACCAAUGGCAGCGCGAAGGAGAGGAGGGGGAGGGACGAACUAUUGUCCACUGUCUGAAUGGAGGUGGUCGCAGUGGAGUUUUCUGUGCCUGCAGCAUCGUUUGUGAAAUGGCGAAGAGACAAAGUGUGGUCGACGUGUUUCACGCUGUGAAGACCUUAAGGAACAGCAAACCCAACAUGGUGGACAUGCCUGAACACUACCGCUUCUGCUACGACCUGGCCCUGGAGUUCAUCGAAUCGUCCUAAGCAAAGACCACAAACACAAUCUUUCUUCUCAGCACAGACGGACCGGUCUGUAGCUUCUACUUUGCGCCCCCCUCCUCGGUCUAAAAAAAAAAGAAAGGGGCAGACUGAGCUUAUUGUGCAGUGUUGUUACGCACAGACAAAUGUGCAGACUAUUUUUGUGCUGGAGAGGACUGCAGCAGCAGCAGAGAAGACUCCCGACUCCCUUCAUGCUUACUGUACAGCUUUUUGAGUGCCAGCGGGCCCCUGUAGGUCCAAAUUCAAUGUGACCUCCUUCAUGGCAGCCCCCCUUUCCGUCGGACUUUGUGCUAUUUCAGCUGCAGUACUCAGUGUGCACUCUAGAUGUCGCCCUUCCCUCGCAGGCUGCACCCACAGCUUUUAAUGCAAGCUACGAGUUGCCAGUGGCCCCAUGUUCCCCCUCCCCAUGCUAGUAUCUGUGUAUUUUUGUCUGUGUUCUCAUCAUGGUGAUGUUUGAAUAUUUGUAUCCACGACUUUUAUACCCAAACAAGAAACCUAAAGUUCCAUCUGAACUCUGGAAGCUUCUGUUUUGACUCCAUUUUGGUGCAUUUUUAUGUGUUGAGAAUUAUUGUUUUGAAUUUUUGAAGUGAUCCGUCAGAUAAUUGAAGAGAGAUGAAGAAAAGUGUUUUGCAAAAACACUUUUUUUAAUUUAAUCUGUUUAUUUCUGUUUGCUUUUGUAGUUUUAUGUAUCGAUCUGCUGGAGAAAUAUUCUGGAGUCCUCAAACUGUAAGAUGGAAUGCAUUCACUCAGAAUCAUGUUUUAGGGCUGGGCCCAACGCACUUUCACUUCAGCCACUUCACAAACCCCCCAAACACUUCUCCUACAUUAAAAAUAACAAUAUCAGCCUUAUUUUGUUACAAAAGACGGACAUCUUUCAAAACAUGCAAAAAAAAAGUUUUAUUAGUGACUGUAAUGGAAUUGGAAGUGAGCUGACCCCUGGCGUCAUUCGUUUUGUGCACUGGUGGCCAACUCUUUUCAUCGAAAUGAUGUUAUGUUGUAGCUGAUGUUUAACCAUAAGCCAAAGACUUUGUGUAAAUAUGUCUAUACAGAUAAAGCACAUUGUUUGUAUUUAUUGUUUGUUUACUUGCAUUGCUUGUUAAGAACAAUCCUGUUUGGUUCUUUGUUUACUGCAGGCAUUGCUUUUAACCGUGUUUUGGGAAAUGGUUCAUUUCCCUUCCGUCCCUCCAGAGUAUUAUUGUGAUUUUAUGAACCCGUUCUGGUUCCUGCAGCGCUCCUAAAGGGACGUCGAAGUAAAAAAAAAAAUGAAAUAACUAGUUUCUCAUUUCCAGUUAAUAAGUUACUAUCUGGUGUGCACAUGAGAAACUAUGUUUUUUCUUGUGAGCAAAACAUAAUAACUGGUGCACACCAGUUACUAUCUGGUGUGCACCAGUUAUUAUCUGGUGUGCACGACAAACUUUUUUUUUUCAAACUGGAGAGCAAGAGAUAGUAACUAAUGCUCACCAGUUGUGAGGUUAUUGUAUGGUACGCACCAGAUAGUAACUGCUGCGCACCAGUUACUACCUUGUGCUCACCAGUUAUUAUCUCGUGCGCAUGAGAAACUAUAUGUUUUUUUGUAACUGGUGAACACGAGAUAAUAAUUAAUGUUCAUCAGUUGCUAAGUUACUAUGUGGUGUGCAUGAGAUAGUAACAGGGGCGCAUCAGUUACUAUCAGAUGGUAUAUUUUUACAAUCUCAGGUUCACCAGUAAAAAAAAAAAUACUAGUUUUUCAUGUGAACGAGGUAGUACCUGGUACGCACCAGAUACUAUCUCAUGCUCACAAGUUACUAUCUGGUGUGCACCAGAUAUUAUAUUUUUACUGUCUCAGCCUCACCAUUAGAAAAAUACUAGUUUUUCAUGUGCACGAGGUAGUACCUGGUACGCACCAGCUACUAUCUCAUGCUCACCAGUUACUUCCUGGUGUGCACCUGAUGUUAUAUUUUUACUGUCUCAAGCUCACCAUUAAAAUAAUACUAGUUUUUCAUGUGUACGAGGUAGUAACUGGUGCACACCAGCUAUUAUAUCAUACUCUCCAAAUAGUGUGCGCACCAGUUACUAUUUUGUGCUCACCAGCUACUAUCUUGUGUGCAGGAGAAACUAUUUUUUUAAUAACUGGUGAGCACGAGAUGGUAACUAAUGCACCAAACUUAAUAUCUAAUGCACACAAGAAAAUAUUAUUAUUUUUUAUUUCACUGGUGAGCACGAGAUAGUAACUGAUACACACCAAUUGCUAUCUGGUGUGCACAAAAAACUUGCAGUUUUAUUUUUGUCCUUUUUUUUUUACUGGUGAGCAUGAGAUAGCACACCAGAUACUAUCAGGUGUAUUAUUAUUUUGUUUUUACUACGAUUUCCCUGUAGGGGCUCUGUAGGUUCCUGACUUUUGAGGUUUCACCUGCUCAAUUUGGGUCCAUGAAGAAGAGUGUAGUAACUCCUGACUGAAGCUGUAUAUUAAAGCUUUUGAAGUAGUUUUCAGUAUUUUGGUGGAAUCCUGUAGUAUGGGUGUUCUCACCAUUCACGCUAUGUUUUUGUUAUUUUUUUUUAAAUUGUAUAAAAGCCCAUCAGUUCAAAUCCUGUUUCCCAUCAUUCCCGAAUACACACUAAGUAUUCAAACAGGUGUUUUAAUCUUCUAAUCCCAUAAUUCAUUGUCUUUAAUUCAUCUGAAUGCCUCUUAAGGAAGUUUUGUCAAAUAUCAGAUGUUUGGGAGGAAAAAAAAAGUUAUUAAAAAUGUUCCACGUUGUUGGAGCAGCUAAUAAAGAUGUUCGUGAGAGUAGACUAUCAUGAGGACAUAAAAGGGCUCUAUUGUUGGGUGAACAGUAGAGAUGUAAAUGAUAAAAUAUUAGUUAUGUUGUAGAUAAAGUCACAGAUUGUACUUCUGGAGAAAGAAAACUCAUUUAUAGUUUUCUGGGGAGUUUUUCUGUUGGUGAAACAUCAGCUUUUAUUUUUUAUGUUUUUGUACUUAGAAAGCAGAACUUCAGAAAUCAGUUUUAUUGCAGUCUAUUUUGCAGCAUGUAAAACCUCUGUUGUCCUUCUCCGGGGAGAAUUAUGAACAGAUUCUGCUCCUAAUUCCUCCACUGAAAAGCAGUGAAUGAUGCUGGUGUUGAAAAGAGAGGCCAGUAAAGAUUUAUUAUCUGUGGUUCAUCAAAACUCUUGUCUGUAAUGUUUGGCUUCUUUGCUGUAAUAAACCACUUCUUUAGCUAAAA